Messenger RNA from Fusarium oxysporum Fo47, 651 nucleotides. Its product is annotated as putative phosphatase regulatory subunit-domain-containing protein. The transcript has a single exon. Gene Ontology annotation, cellular component: protein phosphatase type 1 complex. Gene Ontology annotation, biological process: regulation of glycogen biosynthetic process. Lineage: Eukaryota; Fungi; Ascomycota; Sordariomycetes; Hypocreales; Nectriaceae. The record is from RefSeq and is a predicted model, not a curated record. Gene Ontology annotation, molecular function: glycogen binding; protein phosphatase 1 binding. Bases 1 to 651 code for a protein of 216 amino acids.
AUGCUAGAAAAGUUACGGGGCCGUCUUCAUCUACCUUGGUAUUUCUACCACCGUCAACGCCUUGUUAGAGAGCCUACAUCACGCAAAGCAGAUUAUUUUGAGUUACAAGACCAAGAACAGCAUUUCGUCCAAGCCGAUUCACCAAUUAUUAUGAGGUCUGAACCACAGUUUAUAGAAGGAGCCCACGAGUACUUUUUACACAAGCCACUGAAUCCAACAACAUCACUCUAUGUUAUACAAUCUCCAUCAACCCGAUGGGAAAUUAUUAGUUCAAGUACAGUCUUCAAGACCACCGAAAAUCCGAAGUCUGUGAAGCUGGAGAGGUUAUGGGUAUCUGCUGACGAAAAGUCCUUCUUGGGGUCCGUCGCAGUAGCCAAUCUCGCAGACGAGAAAUCAGUCACUUGCAGGUUUACCUUUGAUCAUUGGGAAACAAUUUCUGAAGUUCAUGCCCACUACGCCCAUGGCUUGCCAGGUACAAAUACUCAAAAUGAGUUUGACUGUUUCUUGUUUACGCUGGAGCUCCCAGAUGUGGCUCUGGUUGAUGCUGGAAUCAAGACGUUCCACUGCUGCAUCCGAUACGUCGCCAACGACCAAGAGUUCUGGGACGACAAUAAUAGCCUCAAUUAUCAAGUUAGCUUCAGAAGGAAAUAA